AAUGUUAUAAAAGUCACCCACAAACCUGAACACAAGCUCAACCUGAACACACGUUCAACAAGCUCCCAGAAUGAAGACGCUGCUGCUUUCACUGCUCUGUCUGUUUGUGUGGAGUCAGUCCACAGAAGCUUUAACUGAUCAGCAGGUGGUUUUAGGACAGAGUGUGACUUUAGCCUGUGAGUACAGAUUAAAAGUCGUUACUUGGUUUGUAAUGAAACUACCAGCUCAUCCGGAGAUGAUACUGCGAACUUUUGGAUCAGAAAAGCCUGAAUAUUACGAUGAAAAAUUCCGUGAGAAAUAUACAGAAGGAGACAGAAGCCACUUAGUAAUCAAUAAUGUCAGUGUUGAUGAUUUAGGAAUUUAUUACUGUAUAAAACCAGGCUUUGCUCUACAGAUCAGUGAUGGUAUCAGCCUGCACACCACUGAAAUGUCUAAAGAUGACAGUGGUCGUACCAGACUGCACACCACUGAAUCUCCCCGAAAUCACAAUGAACCAGAGCAAAAAAAUCCACCACAAGAUCAGACAACACUUCAGAUUCCUAUCAUUAUGUUAAGUCUGUUGACUGUUGUGCUAUUUGCUGCAGUAAUAGGUUUAUUAAUGAUGAACCAUAAACUGUCUAAGAAAAUUCCUAAAUAUGUCAAUGCUCAUCAGAUUUCUACUAUGAAGUUUCUUGAGAGUAACAGAGGAAAAACAGAUCCUGAAUAUCUAGAGGUGCUGCCAAAUUUCUAGAGGUCCUGUAUGAAA
Molecule: messenger RNA, 745 nt
Organism: Sinocyclocheilus rhinocerous
Lineage: Eukaryota; Metazoa; Chordata; Actinopteri; Cypriniformes; Cyprinidae
Exons: 6
Coding region: 71-730 (219 amino acids)
Source: RefSeq, a predicted model, not a curated record